This is a messenger RNA of Hemiscyllium ocellatum (epaulette shark), 3862 nucleotides long. Its product is annotated as biotinidase-like. Lineage: Eukaryota; Metazoa; Chordata; Chondrichthyes; Orectolobiformes; Hemiscylliidae. The transcript is spliced from 3 exons. The coding region runs from base 182 to 1717 and encodes 511 amino acids. The record is from RefSeq and is a predicted model, not a curated record. Gene Ontology annotation, molecular function: hydrolase activity, acting on carbon-nitrogen (but not peptide) bonds, in linear amides.
CCCGACAGUCCACAUGGUAUUCUCGUUUAAAGACUAUAGUCCGAUUGUGUAUAGUGACUAAUGAGUUUUUGCAGAUCAUUUCCGACCCUGCCUUUUUCGCAGAAUACUGUACACAUUUGACGUGACUUAUCGAAGUCUCGUACUUCCGUGUAACGUUGCAGUAAAACCUCCACGUUCAGGUAUGGAGGUAUUUGCCUUGAGGAGCUUGCUGUUGGGGUGGCAGUGUUUGCUCUUGCCGGUGUGGGGCCUGGAUGGUUACACCGCAGCGGUCUAUGAACAUGCAGCAGUGUUGAAUCCACGCUGGAAAAUCCCUUCCACACGUCAGGGGGCGCUGAGACACAUGAAGAAAAACCUGGAUAUCUAUCGGGAACAAGUCUUUGCAGCAAGUAAACAGGGAGCCAAGAUAAUUGUAUUUCCAGAGGAUGGUCUCCAAGGCUUUCAUUUCAACAGGACUUCCAUUUUUCCCUAUUUGGAACCUAUUCCAGAUCCUAAUGUUGUUCACUGGAAUCCCUGCCUGCAUCCAACUGUAUAUAAUGGUACAGAGGUGCUUCAUCAGCUGAGCUGCAUGGCAAGGAACGGCAGUAUGUACUUGGUUGCAAACAUGGGAGAGAGACAAACCUGUGAGCAAAGCGAUCCCAAAUGUCCGCCCGAUGGAAGAUAUCACUUUAACACAAAUGUGGUUUUUGAUGCUGAAGGCACUCUCGUUGCAAAAUACCAGAAAUGGAACCUUUACUUUGAAUAUGCUUAUGACACACCCAAAACAGUGCAACACGCCAUCUUUAAUACAUCAUUUGCUGGAAGAUUUGGCAUCUUUACUUGCUUUGAUAUAUUGUUCUAUGAGCCAGCAGUAAGUUUAAUUGAGAAUUAUGGUGUAAAACAAAUUGUAUUUCCUACAGCCUGGAUGAACCAAUUGCCCCUCUUAUCUGCCGUACAGUUUCAUCAAGCAUUUGCUACUGCAUUUGGGAUCAAUCUUUUCGCAGCCAAUCAGCAUCAUCCGAAAUACAAUAUGACAGGAAGUGGUAUCUACACCCCGUUAGAUUUCCCCUAUUAUUACAACUCCGAGAGCAGUGAAGGUAAACUUCUUGUGGCCAAGGUCCCUAUAAUCACAUCCCGUCAAAAUCACAGCCUACAACCUGAGGUGACGGCAGCACUUCUUAAAGGGAACAAUUAUUUUGAAGCUUUUGUCCUUCAGAAGAAGGGAGAAAAGCAGGAACAAAUUGGCCCAAUGGAAAGAAAUGAUCCUGGUGAUAUUUUUCAUAAUAUCAUGAUGUAUGAUAAUUACACAUUUAUCUCUUUGACAGGUUUAAAAGGUAGUCUGCACAUCUGUUCCAACACUCUCUGUUGCCAUGUAGCCUACAAAUGUAGCAAUUAUACAGACGGUAAUCUGUAUGCAUUAGGAGCCUAUGAUGGGCUUCACACGACGCAUGGCACUUAUUACACACAAGUGUGUGCCUUGGUGAAGUGUGCAGGCUCCAGUUAUGACACGUGUGGACAAAAUGUUACAACUGCCUCUGAUAUCAUAGAUUUUGAAUUAUGGGGGAAUUUCAGCACAACCCAUAUUUAUCCAGAAAUAUUGGCAGAUAAGAUGAAAAUUUAUCGUGCCGAUACCAGAGGAUGGGCUAACAGUAAUUAUUAUAUGAUCAAGAAGGGGAUGUCAGCAGGUCUUGUCACUGCAGCACUCUAUGGAAGGUGGUAUGAGAAAGAUUGUUGUUAUUGAGUUCUCUGUCUGAAUGUAGUGAUAAUUCACUAAAAUCCAGGAAUCUUACAUUUUUUUUACUAUGAAGUAAUCAAAAAAGGGGUUUCUGAGUAUUCCUCAUUGAGGUUGAGGAUUGCAUCCUGUACUGUUGACAGAAUAUUUACUAACUGAAUUCAGGAACUGUGGAAAAGCAGGGAUGUUUAGAAGUCCAAGUACAGAAAAUAUUAAAAAGCCAGUGGACAGGUCCCGAAAAGUGUAAUAGGCCAAUGGAAUGUUGACCGUUAUCUCAAAGUUUGUAGAAUAUCAAGGAUAGAAAUAAUAGUCCUGUUACAUACUGCCCUGAUUCUACCCCAUUAACAGUCCUGCCAGCUUGCCUAAGGGAUAACUUGGGAAGGAUAUAUUUUUAUUUCAGGAGGUAUGGUGCCAGACUGAUGCUGGUGCUAAUGGUGUUAAAGAAUGAGGACAGAUUGGACUGUCAAACUUUGUAUUCUUUUUGAAUAUAGAAAAUGAAGGUGCAAAGUAAUUGCAAUAUUUAAGAUCAUUUAAAAGGAUUGUUAGACUAGAUCAAGUGAAAUUAGACAUUUCUUCCACUGCUGGUGGUACCCAGAACAAGGCAACACAAUCAUCAUCUUAGAGGCAGGCUGUUCAGCAUCAUGUCAGGAAGAAAUCUUGACAGAAAGAAGUGAGAAAGUAUGAAACUCCCCCCCCCCCCCCCCACAAAAAAAAAGGUGAAGUCACCUGAAAAUUUCAAAAUUCUGAUUGAUUAAAAAGACCAUGAGAUAUAGGAGCCCAAAUUAUGCCACUCGGCCUAUUGAGUCUGCUCUGAUCGAAUUGGUGAGGCAUGAUUCUCCUGAGAAUUUAGUCUCUUGUGGCACAGUGGUAGUGACCCUAACCCUGACCCAGGAGAUCUAGAUUCGAGUUUGACCUGCUCCAGAGGUGUGUUUAUAACAACAUUGCUGAACAGGUUGAUUUGAAGAGUAUCUGCAUCUGGAGCAUCAGGAAGCAUGAUCCGAAAGGUAAGAUUGUGUUUAACUGCUCCUCCACUCCACUUUCCCUAUUCUUUCAGUAAUCCACCUGAAAUUUGCUCUGGUAUUCUCUGAAUUAUAGCUCAAGACGGGAUUGAGUCACAGUUUAGUUAAGUAAACCAUAGCCUUAAAUAUCCUUUGGCAAGGAAUGAGAGUUUUUUUUCACAGAGAAUUAUCAUGGCUGAUAAGUUUCUUAACACCAUUCUCCUGCCUUCCCCCGGAACCUUUGAUGCCCUUACUAAUCAAAAACCUAUUUGUCUCUGUCUUAACUACACUCAAUAUUUGUUCGGUAAGCUAUCAAGACUUCAAGAUGAAAAAGAUGGACUUAAGAUACUGAUCAUCCACAGUCUAAAUGAGUGGGCAGAACAGACUGGAAGGAUUGACUGUCCUACUCCUGUCACUGUGUCCGCUGAUGCUUAGGAUUGAAAGAAAUUAUGAAGUUAAUUAAACAGCAUAAUUGUAAACAGCUUGUACAGGCUUUAUGCUUUUGUGCUGUGAUAACUUUAAAUAUUUCCAAUACAUUUUCAGUACUUACAAAGCAGAGGCAGGAAAUAGUAUACAACUAUACAACCUAUUACCUUCUGAGCUCGGGAUAUGAAUAAAUGAAUGAGGUAAAUAUUCUAUUGUUAAUACAGGUAAAUCCUCAAAGCAAAUGUCUUUUUGCAUGAUAAAUGUAUUGCUUUUAUCUUUUUAAUUUUACCACUCCAGUUGUAUUUGAGUGCUUCUGGAAAUUGAUCUUGCCAGGGUUGAAUAUAUUUCUGGAAUCAAAGUGUGGAAACAUCAAAGACAGGCUUUUCAAAGAGUGAAUCCAUACAAAUAUUAAUACCUUACUAAUAUCUUACAUUGCUUACAUCCGCAUGAAGCCAUCGGGCAUCUAAUUAUAUGUUUAACUCACUGCCAAGAUACUUCACCUCGGCUUGUGUUGGGGGGAGCGCGUGGAAUGUAAGCUUUGACCAAGAAUUAGAUUUACUGACAGGCCUACAGAUAGAUUUGUCUGAGUUUUGCUUCAGCAAUUAGUUUUUAUUACAAUGGGAAAGAUAUGUGAUAGCCAAUGAUCCAAGUCUGUGUUUAACUGGGGAAAUCGAUGGAUACCAAUAGGACUUGUAAGCUGUAAUGAUAAACUCUUCCUAAAAUGUUGUCA